AGAUAAAAACGCGUCGGUUGAGCGGUAAUGUGAACAUUCAUUUCUGAAAUAUCGUUGGUGCUACGUAGAUUUUGUGCUCAAAACUCAGGUGAACAAAGUCGAUCAAGGAUGAAAUCAAUUAUCGCCCUGCUGAUGGUUAUUGCCGUCGUACUCUCGACAACGGUCGUGGCGGAGGAUGAUGAAUACAUUCACCUGCCAGGGAAAAACUGUGAAGAUGCACCGUCUUGUCCCGAUGGCAGACCCUGCGUGAUGGCACCACCUCAUUGUAAUAGUGGCACUUGUGGCACAGAUCCGGUACCGACAUGUGGACCAAAACCCUCAAAAUCCUAAACUCGCGAGCCAGAAGGGAGAACUUAUACUGCAUCUUCAGUUCUCUAUGCUGUAUUCUUUCGCUUGUAAUUAAUAAAAAAUAUUGAAAAUCGAAAUGUUGAUAGACAGUCACUGGGCGCUUAAGCGGUCCUUAUAUAGACGAUCAAUAUUAUUGCACAAUGUUAAACACAGAAUAAUACACGCUAUACGUAAAUAA
Molecule: messenger RNA, 526 nt
Organism: Acromyrmex echinatior (Panamanian leafcutter ant)
Lineage: Eukaryota; Metazoa; Arthropoda; Insecta; Hymenoptera; Formicidae
Source: RefSeq, a predicted model, not a curated record